This is a messenger RNA of Coniosporium apollinis CBS 100218, 3063 nucleotides long. RefSeq lists its product as uncharacterized. NCBI's taxonomy places the organism in Eukaryota, Fungi, Ascomycota, Dothideomycetes. Gene Ontology annotation, molecular function: DNA-binding transcription factor activity, RNA polymerase II-specific; zinc ion binding. The transcript has 2 exons. The coding region runs from base 1 to 3063 and encodes 1020 amino acids. Gene Ontology annotation, cellular component: nucleus. Gene Ontology annotation, biological process: aromatic amino acid catabolic process; positive regulation of transcription by RNA polymerase II. The record is from RefSeq and is a predicted model, not a curated record.
AUGGACGCCGCACCCCACAUUCCUUCUGGCGCAGAUUCCAAUGCCUCGCCUCCACCACGAACCUCCGCGCAACCGCACACGCGCACUUAUCAGGCCUGCAUACCCUGCAGACGGCGCAAGGUCCGAUGCGACCUCGGCCCCGUCGACAACCCUCACGAACCGCCUUGCGUGCGAUGUAGGCGCGAAAGCAAGGAAUGCUUCUUCUCCGCUACUCGCAGGAAGCGCAAGUCUACCGCUCCCGGCGAAGAGUACGACGAGGCCGACCUGUCGGAUUAUGAGAUUCGCAACGGCAGGAAACGGCUCAGGUCUGCGCCGAACGAUGUCACGCCUCCGAGCGCGCGCCGUCCGGAGCCGAUACAAAUCUCCCAGCCAAGCAUAGAAAAUACGGGUGGUCUAGGCGGCCAGCAACCUCUCACACCGGGCGGAUCAAUAGGCAGGUACCAACCACUCCGCCGGCCGACGGAAAACCAACAGCAGCCAAACGAGGAGGAAGACCAGCAAGUGAGCAACGAGGCAGCGUCGAUUUUGCAAACGAAAGAGGUGUUCAGCGGCCAUGAUGCUUUGAACCUGUUGUUCGAGGCGACGCAGCAGCAGAACAACGACUUUGGACACCACAGGACAGGAAGUGCCGGCAGUAUGCACCGCCCUUCAACGGUCAGUGCGACAACGCCAGGAUCGCAGACCAUGUUCACGAGUCCCCGAGACCACCUCCUACGGACCUUCGAUCCCCGUGAACAACCUCGUUCUGCUCCAGAAGCCGUACUCGACCCCGCCAUCACGCGAACCUACACCAAUGGCACGGGUGUGGCAGACGAGGAGGCAACCUUCCAUCAGGCCAUCAAAGCGUGGUCGCGCUUCCGCUUCGUGCGCGCUGGGUGGUUCACCGCUCGGGAAGGCAUCGCCUAUAUCGAAUACUUCUACCAGUACUUGUCGCCCUUGACUCCCAUCGUGGUACCGGACUUCCGCCAUCAUUCUACCCAUGUCACUCUGCUCUCCGAAGAGCCAAUGCUGGCCGUCACGAUGCUCACCGUCGCGUCGCGAUUCAUGAAAUUAGCUGGUCCGGGCGCUUCAUCUCGCCCGUAUGCUAUACAUGAGAAGCUCUGGACGUACCUCCAGGGCAUGAUCGACCGCAUGAUUUGGGGUCAGGAGCAGCAUGGCGGCGGAUUCUGUGGUGCCGGCGCUCAGCCGGCUGCUGAUGUCAACCCAUUGUCGCGCAAGGGACUGCGAACCCUGGGCACGAUUGAGAGUCUCAUGCUGCUGACUGAGUGGCAUCCUCGAGCGAUGCACUUCCCGCCGCAUGAUUCUGACGACGAUCUCUUGCUUCCAGAGGACAAUGACGUGUUCACUGCCAAUGGUCUCCCAGCAUUCGGCGAGCCGCCAGAGUUGCUGAAAGGCAAGGGCGGGCAGAGGAUCGACAGCUGGCUAGAACCCUGCUGGAGGAGCGACCGCCUGUGCUGGAUGCUACUUGGCAAUGCGCUCGCACUGGCCUACGAGAUUGGUGUCUUCGACGAAUCCGGCGAAGCCGAAUUCCAGCACGAAAACCAGAAUGUUCCAAUCGAGAAGGUUCAGUCCUACUACCGGCGCAGAAACCACCUCAAGGACCUACUCCUGGUCUAUGUCACUCAGACGAGCGGCAGACUUGGUCUCACUUCAAUGUUGCCGAAGGCUCAUAGGGACUCGUCGGUCUUUGGACCGCUGGAUCAGAGAUCACCGUCCGCCAUGGGUGAUUUACUCAGAUCGCCGCCGCCCUUCCAGCGAGUGGAGAUGCGCGGCUCGGCGCGGGGCCUACCAGCACGGGAGAGGACGCACGACCUUGUUCUCGACCUGUGGAAACAGAUUGCAUCACUCAUGGAAACGGGUAAUCAACAGAUGUUCCCGAACCGCAGGCAGACAAGGGAUCUGAUCAAGUCGGGCCGUUAUGUCGAGCUUCUGCAGUUCUUCCAGCCCAAGCUGCGGGAAUGGAGGCGCAGUUUCGAAAAGGCUUCGAGUAUACCAACCCACAUGCGACACAUCUUAACCAUCGAGUUCGAGUACACGCGCGUCUACCUCAACUCUCUGGCGCUACAAGCCGUCGUCGAGCGCUGCACGCAGCAAACCCCCAAGCAAUCCCACUCCCACAGCUUCAACCUCCCGCACACCACCCAACCCCCCAAAUCCGAAACCGGCGCCAUCCCCUUCUCCACCUUGAUGAAAUGGUACGGCACGGACCGGCCCUACAUCAAUGAAGUCAUCGACGCGUGCCGUAACGUGCUGCGCGUGGUCGUCGAAGGCCUACACCCAGGCGACUACCUCAAGCACGCGCCCGUGCGGACUUACUUCCGCAUCAUCUCCGUUGCGAUUAUCCUGCUCAAGACCUUCGCGCUCGGCGCGACGGAAGACGAUGUAGCUAUCUCGCUCGGACUCAUGGACCGCGCUGUCGAGGCCCUCAGGACCUGUAUCGUUGAUGACGUACAUGUCGGGAACCGCUUCGCGGACCUCCUCGACACGCUUACGAAUCGCAUACGCAGCCGCUUCGUGCGCAUGGCGCCGAGCGGCGGGGUGGGCGUCUCGCGGGCCGGGAGCCGGAGUCCGAUCCUAGCGACGGGGCUCCAGACGCCCAUGAUGCCGCCGCCGCCGUCAGGAUCAGGAGGGGCGAAUGGCCUGCCGAACCCUGGCCAGUGGAGCAACUAUGCUGGCGUGCCGAGCAGCCCGGGGCAGGGGAACGCGGGCACAGGCGGCCGCGUGACACCCCAUCCGCUCUGGGGCAUCAGCACCGAGGCGUACGAUCCGCAGCGCAACGACAUCUCGAUCAUGCCGCCGCCGACGUGGAAUUUUGCGAGUAAUACGUGGGAUUUGAACUUCAAUACCAACGGAAACAAUGUCAGUGGAGGGCAGUUCGGGAACGGCAUGGGCGAUGAUGCGGCGGGGGGAGGGUAUAUGCCAGACUGGCUCGCCCUGCCGCUGGAUCCGCUGCUGAACUCUUACGGCGCGGAUGUCACGCAGACGACAUAUGGGCCGGAUGUGGGGGGUUAUGAUCUUUUGGAUGUGCUUUUGAAUGGUAUGGAUGGGAGUUUGGGGGCUUAG